CCUGACGGCUGAGACGGGGAAGUCCGGGGCGUACAGCUGUGAGUACUGGGCAGUGAGAGACGGCCGGCCCAUCUACUCUGCACGCAGCCAGCUCGUCCCGGUACCAGUGAUGGAUUUCCCUGUUGCUCCAUCCAUCUCUGUGAUAUCUGAUCCCCCGGGGAAAAGCCCUGUUACCAUCCUAUGCUCGGCCCCUUUGGGACACGUGGCUACAAGGUACCAGUUCCUGAGGCAGGGGAAUGUCAUUGUCUCACAGCCGGGUGCCCGUCUCCAGCUCCAUCAGUCUGAUUUGGACGCUACCAGCACUUACACCUGCAGCUAUGAGAUCAGUGUCUCAGGGAGAAUGAUCCAGUCACUGCCGAGUGCCCCCCUCUCAAUCCAUCUGACUGGUGUCCCACUCCCCCCACCAGCCCCCCAAAUCAUUCUGGACCCCCCAAAACACAUCUAUUUUCAGGGGGAACAUGUCAAGCUCACCUGCUUAGUUCCUGGCAGCGAGCAGGUGAGGGGAUACAGAUUCUACCAUCAAAGAAGGGAGCAGAUCUCCGAGCUGGAUGAGGGGCCUUGGCUGGAGCGUAUAGCUAUGACUGGGAAUGCUGGGGCGUACUCCUGUGCCUAUUGGAUAACCCGAUCUGGGCAAGCGAUCCUGUCAGGGAAGAGUGAUUCUGUCUUCAUCACCGUGAGUGCACCUCCUCUGGUCCCCAAACUCUCUCUGCACCCCAAGCUCCCUGUGUACCUGCCCGUGGAGAAGGUCACCCUCAACUGCUCAGCACCCCAUGGCGAGGAGGUGGUGGGGUUCAGGUUCCACCAGCACAGAGGGGAUCAGACCCCUGAAGAGCUGCCAACUGCCAGCGGGGGGCCCUGGAUGGACCUCACAGCGCAGAUGGGGAAUGACGGCUCCUACACCUGUCAGUACUGGAGAUGGGAGGCCGGGCAGGAGAUUGUAUCCGAGAACAGUAACAGCAUCACUGUACCAGUGUCAGAUCACCCUUCCCAGCCAGUGCUGAGCGUGGAUCCCCCGUCCGGAGCGGUGAGCGAAGGGCUCCCCCUGCUCAUCACCUGCAUGGCUCCUGAGGACGCCAGCAAGCGGAGGUUUCACUUCUACAAGGAUGGAGCCGAUCUCAUCCCUGGGGACGUGGGGUCAGAGAUCAGCACCAUGGAGCCCGACACCGGCUCUAUAAAUGUCUCUGUGCUCAGCAUCCCAUGGGCCGGUCCCGAGAGCACUGGGGAAUUCACCUGUGGGUACGAGAAGAAUAUUAGAGGGAGGUGGAUCCCUUCCCCCAGGAGCUGGGCUGUGAAUGUCACCGUGACAGCAAAGGCUUCCCCAGGCUCCAUUCAGGUCUGGCCUCUGUGGAUCUACCUGGUGGCCGGAGGCAUCGGGGCCGCAGCUCUGCUCCCCCUGCUGCUUCUCCUCAUCUGCCUCUGCCGGAGGAGGAAAGGUGGUAUCACGGCAGAGACACACCCACUUUAUGUCAACAGACCCUCCAGCACUGGCACAGUUCUGCAGCAACGGAUCCAUGAUGGGCAGGUACAGCCAGUGACCCAUAACCACCCAGCGCCGCCCAAUGACCCUGGAGGGAAGCCCAGAGUGGGUCGAAACCCACAGGAAAGAGGCAAGAGAGAAGAGGAUGCAGAUGCCAGGGUAGAGUGCAACUCCUUGGUGAGCAAUCCUGUCUAUUCCAUGCUGACUCCCUCUAGCGCCGGGGCCCAGCAGAGAGGAGGAAAGUACAUCUCGGAGGCUGUGGUGUACAGCGAAAUCCCGUACUGAUCACGGCCUCUGCCACCACCCCUCCCCAUCCUACCCCAUGCUGAGAACACCUCACAUAACACCCCAUCCCCCCAACCUUUCCUUCCCUGCAAACCCUGCUAACGGCCACAAACUUCUUCCUGGUGUACUUUGAAUGCGGGGGGCGGGAGGGCUGGCAGCCAGGACUCCUGGGUUCUAUCCCAGCUCAGGAAUGGGAGUGGGGUUAGUGGGUUCGAGCAGGGGAUGGGACUGGGAUCCAGGAUCUGUGAAGGGAGUAGAUUAGAGUGGGGAAGAGUCAUAAUUCCUAACACUUGGGUUAUUUUCAGCAUACGGGUUAGAGGAGGGCGUUUGGGUUUUAAUCUGUCAAAGAGAAGCGGUUGCAGAACUAUGUGAAAUAGUCCAGAGCGGCCCCUACCCCAUGUCUGUUCCAAUGCACAUUGCACCCUUUUGUUGUGGGAACCUUCUCUUACAAUGGGACCCCCCUGGAUAUUAUUACUUUUGUUCCUUUGCCUUGGAGUUCUGGGUCGGUGUUUUCAAAAAUCCUUUAAACAAAAUGAAAUCAAAUUGAUUUUUAUUAAGGGGUUAGAUAGGGGAGUGGCCUCGACACACACACACAUCUCAUCCCCUCCAGUAGGGGGCAGAAGGGAGGGACACACACACGGAUGGAGGACAGCGUGUGAGCAAGACAUCUAUGCAACAUCCCCAGCAUCAAAAGAGCAUCCAAUACUGGGAAACAUUAAGAAACCACUGAAAUGCAGCCACUGGGGGUGAGUGAGGUGAGCACUGACCACUCUUAAACACAGUUAGUGCUACCCCUCCAAAGGGAUCUUCACCCAGGGCUGAAAUGCAGCCACUUCUGGGGGAUGGUUUGACAGCAGUUUAGCAGCAUCAGGGCAAGUACUGCGGAAGGGGAUCUCGCCCCCAGUACCAAAAUGCAGCCACUUCUAGGGUGGAACAUGGCAGCUCUUGAAGAGGUGCCUGGAAGAGCUGUUCGAGAGAUGGGGAUGUGACAUUCCCCUGGUGUUAUCUAGACCAGUGAUCUGCUUGGUCACUCCAGUCCUUGACUCUGGGAGCCAGCCUUACCCUGCUCUGCUGUGAGAACCCCCACUCCUGGGCUGUUCACGCACAGCCUCUGGCAUGUCAGCUGCUCCUUGGCUUGUGCAACUGAAUGACACUAGCCAAUAUCUCCGGUCCCAGACACAACCAUAGGAACCUCCAAUCUACAGUUUCCAGUUAUGCCCUAUGGACGCUGCAAGCUUAUAUGCGUUCGUCAAUUUAAGAAAGAAAUUGAUAUAUACCGGGCUUGUUAUCCCAAGGGGAGUCUCUGACACGCUUCAAACCAAACGCACUGCUUCAGGUAGAA
Messenger RNA from Mauremys reevesii (Reeves's turtle), 3104 nucleotides. RefSeq names its product basement membrane-specific heparan sulfate proteoglycan core protein-like. The transcript is spliced from 10 exons. Bases 110 to 1762 code for a protein of 550 amino acids. Lineage: Eukaryota; Metazoa; Chordata; Testudines; Geoemydidae. The record is from RefSeq and is a predicted model, not a curated record.